This is a messenger RNA of Carya illinoinensis, 711 nucleotides long. RefSeq names its product NADH dehydrogenase [ubiquinone] 1 alpha subcomplex subunit 6-like. The transcript is spliced from 2 exons. NCBI's taxonomy places the organism in Eukaryota, Viridiplantae, Streptophyta, Magnoliopsida, Fagales, Juglandaceae. The coding region runs from base 173 to 571 and encodes 132 amino acids. The record is from RefSeq and is a predicted model, not a curated record. Gene Ontology annotation, biological process: response to oxidative stress.
CCCCGCUCAGGAGUUUAUGAUCGAAAUGCACUAGAAUUUUCUAGUUCCAUCUCCAUUCUUCUCCUGAGGUGCUUCUGGAAGUGAGCUAUCCGCAAGUGUAUUUUUAUUUUAUCAAAUACCUGGGGAGUGUUACACAGUUCUCCUCUCGCUUUGCCUAGGCGAGUCGGCUGCAAUGGCGUUUACAUUACGGAGCGUGAAGGUGCCGCCAAACUCGGCGAGUCUGGACGAAGCGAGGACGCGAGUCUUCGAUUUCUUCAGGGCCGCCUGCAGAUCCCUACCCACCAUCAUGGAGAUCUACACCCUCGACGACGUCGUUACGGUCUCCCAGCUCCGUUCCACCAUCGCCUCCGAAAUCCGGAAGAACUCCCACAUCACCAAUCCCAAGGUGAUUGAUAUGUUGCUCUUCAAGGGAAUGGAAGAGCUGAAUAACAUUGUGGAACAUGCAAAGCAGCGGCACCAUAUUGUUGGGCAGUAUGUGGUGGGUCGUCAAGGGCUUGUGCAGGACGUGGGAACCAAGGAUCAAGGCAUCUCCAACUUUCUCAAAAACUUUUACAACAGCAAUUACUUCUGAAUUUUUACUCUUCAACAAAUGCGCCUCCUUUCCCAUUGGACGUGGGCUCCACAAAUAAAUAUGUACUUGAAAUUUUCUUUUUUUAUAGAUUGUAAAAUAUAUCACAGUAUCAUAUAAAAUUACAUUAUUUUAUAAAUUUA